GGGGGCACCACAAAGUCCGAAGGGUACUUUAAUAAAUUGAAAUAAUCCCAUCCAACAAGAAAAUGCGGUUCUUUCUUUAUGUUCUGGAUUCAUAGGUAAUUGAUGAAAUCCGGAUUUAAAAUCAAAACCUGUAAAUAUUUUCUUUCCCGCUACUUCUUCUCUAAUUUCGUUUAUUAUUGGUAAAUGAUAUACUUGUUUAAUUGUUAUUGCAUUUAAUUUUCUAUAAUCGAUGGCAAAUCUCAUAGUUCCAUCUUUUUUCUUUACUAAUACUACGGGCGAAGCAAAUUGUGAAUUAGAAUGUUCUAUUAUAUUAUCUUUUAGCAUUUGUUCUACUUGUCUUUUAAUUUCAUUUUUCAUUGUCAUUGGUACUCGAUAUUGUCUUUACGAAAUUGGCCCUUUUCCUGGUUCGAUAUUUAUAUUAUGUUGGAUUGAACCUUUAUAA
Messenger RNA from Meloidogyne enterolobii, 442 nucleotides. The record is from the annotation of a GenBank genome assembly. NCBI's taxonomy places the organism in Eukaryota, Metazoa, Nematoda, Chromadorea, Rhabditida, Meloidogynidae.